Molecule: messenger RNA, 3103 nt
Organism: Homalodisca vitripennis (glassy-winged sharpshooter)
Lineage: Eukaryota; Metazoa; Arthropoda; Insecta; Hemiptera; Cicadellidae
Product: disks large-associated protein 5-like
Exons: 16
Coding region: 284-2836 (850 amino acids)
Biological process (GO): signaling
Source: RefSeq, a predicted model, not a curated record
CGCUGACGUUAGCGCUUCUUAACCGCCAAAAUGUUGAGUGCAGCUGUAUUAAUCUGACUUCUUUAUGUGAUUAAAAUUCAUGAUAAAUAAAGUAGGAAUUUUCGAGACAGAUUCAAGCAAGACUAAUUAAUUAUCAGUGUUUGUUGUGUGCACAUAUUUUCGUUGAUAUUGUAAUGUACUCAUAAUUGUUAUAGUUUCUGAAUUUAUUAUAUUCGUAAAUUAUUCUACACAAUUAUAACUUGAUUUCACCCUAGUUAACAAUUAAGUUUUGUUAUUUAGUAAUAUGGAUAACCGAGCCUACUUGAAUAUGUAUAAAAUCAGACCCUCCAGAUUUGGAAAUGUAGGUGUUAAGCGACAAGAGGGACAAAGACAAAAACUAAAUUUAGACAGACAUGCUAGGAGAACUAAGAAUUUUAAUGCAAACAGAAAUAUUUUAAAUGAAGGCUCAAGUGUUACUGAAGAUCCAGUAGAAAAGAAGCAGCCCGACCAAGAGAGAGUGGAUCGUAAGCAAGCACUAUUAAAAUUUAAGGCUGAAAAAGAAGCAAUAAAAAAAUUGCUAAAAGAAAAGGCUCGCCCACCUUUCAAGGUGGGAAUCCCUCAUCACGGUUCAUCCCCAGUUUUAAAAGAUCUAUCUAAUAUCAAGACGAAAAACAAGAAGCAACCCACAAAUUUACCAGUUAAAUCCCAACCAGAAAUGAGGAUGACAAGAGCCAGAGGGAAAGUAUGCCAGGGAAGUUCUCAGAACCCAAUGAAAGUGUUUCACAAAUCUCCAGUGCGGAUGUUUCCUUUUAAUGAUAGAAAAACUUUGUUCAACUUCAAUCUGAACAAAGAAGUGAAAUCGAAAAGGUUAACAUCACCUCAAACACCAGUAGUUCUAAAGAGGUCAGCUCAGAAGAACAUAAAAUCAUCCAGACAAGUAUUGCCACCAAAGGUUGCUAAACCAAAAGUGAAGGCUAAACCUUCUACUUCAUCUACGGAUUCUGAAUUAGCAGUCCCCUUACCAACUCCAUCAGAAGUAGAAGAGGAAGUAAUUAGAGAUCUAAGAAAUCAGAUGCUGAUUAUUGAGGAAACCAGUCUUAAUGCUGCCGAAGCUACAAGGACAGAAAAUUCGAAGGUUGACGAAAUUGCUGAGAUAUCUACAAAGAAAGAGCCAAACUUCUCAGAAACAACUGAUGAUCGUGAAAAGUUUGUUUCAACUCCAAAACAACAACAGCCCAUCCAAGAAUUGGAGUCUUCUGCAGUGGUUGAUUUUCAACGUUCCCGGUUAGCUGAUGAGACAAACCGGCUUCUAGAGUUAGCCGACAAGUGGCAGCUGACCGCCCUUCACCAGAACUUGCCACGCGAUGUGGGAGAUGAGAUAGACAGCCUGGUUGGUCAGACUCGGCUACUUACCAAGGACAAGUUCAAUCAGUUCAAGGGUCUCAUUGAUGAAUUUGAGAGUAACUCCUGUACCCAACGCUUAACUACUGAAGAUCUUAACGGAUUCUGGGACAUGAUGUAUUUACAGGUUGAGGCUUUAAUUAAGAGGUACUCGAACUUGGAUAUCCUCAAGGAGAACAACUGGAUAAAGCCUGAACAGGUAAUGAAGAAGAAGAGAGGAGUAGUAAAGAAAAGUCAGCCAAAAACCACUGUGUCAUCUUCAAUCAGAGAAGCGAUUCGAGCCAGAAGAACUAAGCUGGCUUCCUCCCCAGCAGCUGUCUCAGAAAAAUCACCUGUAAAUGAGAGGAAAAGUGUUAUGGCAAAUGUUUUGUCAAAUAAGAAACGGACACGUAGCAAUUCCCCAUCUCCGUACAUAGCAAUCUACUUGUCUCGCAUUGGGCGAUCUCUAAGCCAGACCCCUAAAAAGUCGAUUAAAUCAGAUGAUCUAGAUGGAACACCAAAUAUAUUAACAAAGAAAAUCAAAAUUGAGCAUGAAUACAACUCAAGAGAAUCAGAUUUAUCUACUAAUGUAAUGUCAACAGAAGAAGAUGCUUCAGGGGAUUGUAAUACAAACGGAACUGAAAUAAGCAAGAUUAAAAGUGUGUUGUCAAAGAAGAGACAAUUACCCAGUGAGUUCUCAUCUCCAUACACGUCUGAAAUUAGUCAAUCUUUGGAGCAAACUCCUCAAAAAUUGAUUGGAACAGAGGAUCUGAUAACAACACCAAAGAGUACAUUAAGGGAACAAAAUAAAAUUAAAGAUGAACACAGUACAAGGAAAUUAGUGUUAUUUACUUCAGAAGAAGAAGAAGACCAUGAAGUAUCAGGUGAGAAGUCAUCUCUCAGGAGAUCUGUGAGGCUAAUGAGUCAAACACCUGCCUCCAACAAGAAGAGACAGUGUCCCUCAUGCCUAGGGACACCAUCACAAAGGCCCAGGAUGUCUUGCAGGGUAACACCAAAUAAGAAGAUUGUGUGUCCUUCUUGCAAGUCUCCUUUCAGUUACUGUGAAGCCAAAGUAAAUACCAAAUCUCAAGAUAAUGACCAUUCUAAAAGAUUGAAAACUGGAUCACCUGCAACCACAAGUUCACAAGAAUCUAAAGAAAACAUACCUUCAGCUUGUGAAAAAUAUGAGUCCAAGGCAGCUGCAGUACCGAGCACAUCCAGGUCACGAUUUAUGUUGAAGCCAAGCACUCUCAAUGUACCGACUAACAUCACCAAUCUCAGGGGUGCAGUAGUGGUAGAAUCUGAGGCUAAUACUGAAAGUGUACAGCUUCGUCGCAGCAGUCGAAAACCCAGCAGUGCAAGAAAGGUUACAUUUAUUGCCAAUAAUGAUGAUAAACCUUCAAUGAAAGUGCCUGCCACACCAUACAGGAAAUCAUCACGUGGCAAGGUGUCAGUUGAAGUGGAAGAUUCAGAUUAAAUGUAGGUCAUUUAGAAACAAACCUACAUUUAUACUUUAUUCAAAGAAGACAUAUGUAAUGGAAGAUUUAAAAUUAGUUGUAUAGAUCAUUUUAAACCAAACCUAUGUUUAUAUUUUAUUCAGUGGGACUUCGUAUAUUUUACUUAAAUGCCUGAAUGUUUUAUAAUUACCCUAUUUUGUGCAGUGUUAAUAUUUUAUAUAUUUAAUAUAUUCAAAUUGUACAUUGUGUUGUUGCAUCAAAAACAAUAAAUGGUUUAUACAAAUGUC